This is a messenger RNA of Sphaerulina musiva SO2202, 993 nucleotides long. RefSeq lists its product as uncharacterized. The coding region runs from base 1 to 993 and encodes 330 amino acids. The transcript has 3 exons. The record is from RefSeq and is a predicted model, not a curated record. Gene Ontology annotation, molecular function: oxidoreductase activity. Lineage: Eukaryota; Fungi; Ascomycota; Dothideomycetes; Mycosphaerellales; Mycosphaerellaceae.
AUGGCCUCCAUCAAUCCCACAGGCAUCUUCCGCUUCGUCGAACCUGACCUAACCAUACCCGCCCAAGACCGCGCCAUAUUCGCCAAUCCACGCCCCAAGCAUCUCGUCCAACUCGAGCUCCCACUCCACGACAUCCGCACCUCCAACGAAAUCUCCGCGGGCUCCGCAGGUCUCGAUGUGCAAGGUUUCACCUACUUGCACCAUGUCUCUGCGUUGAGCCCUGAGCAGAUGCUCGAGGGCAGGAAUGCUGAAGAUGUGCUCGCUCCGGAAACUCUGGAGAUGAUGAUUAAAUAUACGGGGGCGAAGAGAGGUGUUGUGCAUAGUGUUGGGUUUCGGAGAAUUCCGGCUUCGAAGCAGCUGGAUUUGGAGUUUGUGCCGUUGAGAGGGAGUGAGAUUGAUGUUGCGAUGGAGAGGAUUCCUAAGGAUCAGAUGUUGGUAAGUGGCAGAGACGAGCACUCCGCCAGCGAACCCGCUCGUCAAUGCCACGUCGACAUGACGCUAGAAGGCCUCCGACAAACUCUCCGAUACUCCACCACCGAAAUCGUAACGGCAGCGAAAAAUAUCAUAGAAGCAGAAGAUUUGCGUGCGGCAGGACACGAUGUCCCAGUCCCACGAUACGCAGCAUAUAGCGUCUGGCGCCCCCUAAAACCCGUCCACCGCGACCCCAUUUCCAUCCUCGACUACCGCACCCUCUCCCCCUCCGAACUCAUCCCCACAGAAAAUCGCAUCCCCAGCGGAAUCACUGCCGAAGGAGACUACAUUAUUCAAGCCUACACAGCCUCUCCCCCCAAACGACCCGAAUUGCAGAAAUGGUAUUGGAUGCCCGAGCAGAAACCACAUGAAGUGUUGGUGAUUAAAUUUGCGGAUUCGGCUGCUGAAGGGGAUCCCGGGGUUGCGAAGUGUGGAGUACAUGUGAGUCCGAUUUUACCCGGGACGGAAAGGGAGGAGGUUAGGGAGAGUUGUGAGGUGAGGGUGUAUUUGUUUUGGGAGUGA